Molecule: messenger RNA, 1277 nt
Organism: Cyclopterus lumpus (lumpfish)
Lineage: Eukaryota; Metazoa; Chordata; Actinopteri; Perciformes; Cyclopteridae
Product: eukaryotic translation initiation factor 4E-1A-like
Exons: 7
Coding region: 93-743 (216 amino acids)
Biological process (GO): translational initiation
Cellular component (GO): eukaryotic translation initiation factor 4F complex; cytoplasm
Molecular function (GO): RNA 7-methylguanosine cap binding; translation initiation factor activity
Source: RefSeq, a predicted model, not a curated record
CCUUCUUCUUGCGCAUGCGUCAUGCAGAGUACCAGAUGGUCUAAUCAGGUAUUUUAACACACGCCAAAGAAAUUGAAUGGGACUUCCAGAAGAUGGCGACCGCUCUGGUGUUGUCAACUUCAGUUCCUGCUAAUCCAGAAAAGGAACACUGCGAAACAAUAAUUCAAAAGGUUUUGAGUCCUGAAUCCGACAUCAAGCAUCCGCUACAAAACAAGUGGGCUCUUUGGUUUUUCAAGAACGACAAAAGCAAAACAUGGCAAGCCAACCUCCGCCUAAUCUCAAAGUUUGACACCGUGGAAGACUUCUGGGCAUUAUACAAUCACAUUCAGCUGUCGAGUAACUUGAUGUCGGGCUGCGACUAUUCACUGUUUAAGGAUGGGAUUGAGCCCAUGUGGGAGGAUGGACGCAAUCGACGAGGUGGCCGCUGGCUCAUAACUCUGUCGAAGCAGCAGCGUCGAGCAGACCUGGAUCGGUUCUGGUUGGAGACGCUCUUGUGUCUUGUGGGGGAAGCGUUCGACAACCACAGCGACGACGUGUGCGGCGCCGUCAUUAACGUCCGAGCCAAAGGAGACAAAAUAGCGGUCUGGACCACUGACUACGAGAACAAAGACGCCAUCACGCACAUCGGGAGCGUGUAUAAAGAGAGAUUAGGCGUUCCGCAGAAAGUCAUCAUCGGAUACCAGUCGCAUGCAGACACGGCCACAAAGAGCGGCUCCAACACCAAGAACAAGUUUGUCGCCUGAGGACCAGCUGACCAGAGUCAUCAGCCACGACUUUUACUGUUGCCAGCAUCGAUUUUCUGUCAAUUUUUCUGUGACUGCAACUGACGAGUUCACCCACUGACGGACACCGGAGGUGGAGAUGAAAAGUUUCUGUUGGCCCGUUUGUUGCCCUUUUUUUUUUUUUUAGCAAAGCCUUUUGUUUACGGUGAGAAAGUGCAGUUCAACUGGAGCACUGAGAACUUUAUUAUUAUUUUGUUUGUGGUGGUGGGCUGAGGAUGACGUUUUUGAUGCCCAGAUUUCAUUUUCAAAUGCAGCUGCACAUUUGUGGAUAAUUUAUUUGAUUUGUCCUCCCUUUAGUGUUUGUCAAUAAUUUUCUUAACGUACUCUUUAAAGGCAAAACACUAAGUAAACCAUUUUGUAAGUUGGCAUAAGCUGAAGCUCUUUGUUCUGUAUUGUGUCGAUAUGAAUGUAUGCCUUGCGUUGUUUGGUGGGACUUUUAACGAUACUUUAACCCACGUCUCCCUGAAAUAAAAUGCGUUGACGUCACAAAUUGAA